AUGCACGUUUUGGCAUUACAGUACGACCCACACACCGAGCAGGCAUUGAGGCUAGAGAAGAAAGAUGUGUUUGAAGUUGGCGCCAGUCUAGCAGCCAGCCAGCGUCUCACCCACCGUCGUGUCAGCUGUUCGUCGACGAUCGCGCUAACUUGGCUUAUCGCCGCCGCUGGACUCUGCGUGGAGCCGCUCCGCCGCUCUCCGAUCGCAUCCUCGCCAACGUCGUCCAGACUGUAUUCUGAUUUUGCUGCUAAGCCGCUGAAGCGAGCGAACCGAAGCGAAGCGUCAGCCACGGAGCCAGCCGCCCACGAUGGGGAAUGCAGCCACAACGCAGUCACAGGGCCGCAAGGACCACCACCAUCACCACCAGGGCUCGGCCGGGCUCGCCACCGUCUACUCGAACGGACGAGCUGCCUCGGCUGCUUCUGA
Cylicocyclus nassatus is the source of this 426-nucleotide messenger RNA. NCBI's taxonomy places the organism in Eukaryota, Metazoa, Nematoda, Chromadorea, Rhabditida, Strongylidae. The record is from the annotation of a GenBank genome assembly.